GCUGCUGUGCAGAAGUCAGUUUCUCUUUCUCUUCUGUUGUGAUCAGAGAGUCUUUACGUGAAUAAACCGAAAGAGCCGAUAUGAGAAGAGAGACGAGGAGCUGACAGCCAGCGCUGAGACUGAAGUCUCGGUUGUUUCUCUGCUUCGCUUUUUGCAUAACUCCAGGUUGUCGACACCAAGCUUCGUUGCUAUUUCUAAAUGAAUUCCUUCUCUGAAUCUUUGAAGUCUGUCCGCGAGCGAUCGUAUAUCUGUGCAGCUCAGAUAUUCAACACCCCAGUGUACAAACCAGAUUCCAAAAAUGUUGGGACACUGUACAAAUUAGCGUGAUGGACGUGCAGAUCCCAGUGGAGCCGGAGCUCAGUGAGUCUGAGUCUGAGGAAGGGACGGCUCUGUCUGAGUCUGAGUUCACCUGUCACUGCUGCUACCAGGUUCUGGUGGACCCCACCACACUCACCUGUGGACACAGCUUCUGCAGACACUGUCUGGCCAACUGGUGGGCCUCCGCUCUGCCCAGGGUCCGGAGAGACUGCCCAGAAUGCCGAGCGGUGUGGACCGGCUUUCCCAGAGUCAACAUCCUGCUCCGGGAUGCGGUGGAGAAGCUGUUUCCCGCUGAAGUGAGACGACGGAAGCAGGCCAUCCUGAGUGAUCCAGGGUUCUGUCGUGUUCUCCAGAUGUUCCAGCAGCAUGGGAACACACAGGCCCCUCACGCAGCUCCGCCACAGAACCCACCACAGUUUAAUAUACUGAACCAACCACCAUUUAAUAUGUUGAUUCAGCCACAGCUUGAUAUGCUGAACGCGGAGUUCAACAUCAGAGAGUUUUGCUUUGGAAUGAGUAUAGUGCUGUGCUGCAUGGCUGUGGUGGUGUUAAUGUGGCGUGUGUACAGUACCGACUCCAGUCAUGAGGUACUGCUCAGUAAACCACUCAGCAGGUGGAGUGCUGAUGAUGUCACUCUGUGGGUGGAGCAUCUGAGCGUCUGGACCAAUCAGUAUAAAGAGACCUUCCACAGGGAGCAGAUCAACGGCAGGUUACUGUUUGCUCUCAGUGAUGAGGAUCUGUCUGCGGCUCCGUUCAGCAUCAGGAACGAGUCUCACAGACAGAUCAUCCUGGAGGAGCUGCACAGACUCAGACAGCGCCGGGUCUCACUGAACCUCUGGCAGUACAAGGAUCUGUAUUUAGGGAAGACUCUGUUUCUGCUGUUGAGUUUGCGCAGAUUUCCUCGUCUGACGAUGCUGUGUCUGUUCCUGUUUGAUUAUGACGACACGUUCCUGCCCUUCAUUCACACCAGCUGCCCGGCACCAAGCUCCCAGGACAGUCUGCUGGACACACCACUGGAUUGGCCGGGCUGGCAUCAGUGGGCGGAGUUUCUGCUGAUGUACUUCCUGUUGCCCUAUCAGCUGCUGUCUGCGGUGGCCUGGCACUGGAUGAGUGUUCAUUACUGGACGGCACGCGUCGUCAUGUUACACACUGUGCUACUGUCCACGCUGGAUGUGCACUACUUCUGGACGCUGCUGAAGAGAGGACAGAUGAGGACGCUCCCUCGGCGUGUGUGGCAGGAGGUGUUCAGGGUGAUGAUGGAGGAGGCUCUGUUUGUGCUGAUGUGGUCUCUGAUUCCUCUGUUCUUCUGUAACUGUCUGUUCUACUACAAUCUGUACAUCUGCCCCUUCAACACUGCAGCGCUGGUCAAACGAACACUGCUGCAGACACACACACAGCAGCGGAGGAUCUGACACACACUCACACAUACACACACAAACACACACACACACACACACACACACAGACACACACACACACACACACACACACUCACACACACACACACACACACUCAGUUUCAGACAUCUGUCACCAUUAUUGAAUAAACCGCUCUUAUUCCUUGAUCUCUUCAGUCACCUGUUUGGUGUUUGGUUCAUGCGGUUCAAGAGAAAUUCAGACAAUUCUGUGCAAUUAAAAUCAGUAAUGGAGUAUUUAUUUUUAUAUUAUGAUUUAUAUUAAUGUUAUAAUCUGAGGCAACAUGGAAGAACAUUUUUGAAUAAAAAGAGAAAGUUC
Messenger RNA from Carassius gibelio (silver crucian carp), 2052 nucleotides. RefSeq names its product bifunctional apoptosis regulator. Gene Ontology annotation, molecular function: ubiquitin protein ligase activity; protein binding. Gene Ontology annotation, cellular component: nucleus. The transcript is spliced from 9 exons. The coding region runs from base 327 to 1730 and encodes 467 amino acids. Lineage: Eukaryota; Metazoa; Chordata; Actinopteri; Cypriniformes; Cyprinidae. Gene Ontology annotation, biological process: proteasome-mediated ubiquitin-dependent protein catabolic process. The record is from RefSeq and is a predicted model, not a curated record.